Messenger RNA from Lodderomyces theae, 1704 nucleotides. RefSeq lists its product as uncharacterized. The record is from RefSeq and is a predicted model, not a curated record. Bases 1 to 1704 code for a protein of 567 amino acids. Lineage: Eukaryota; Fungi; Ascomycota; Pichiomycetes; Serinales; Debaryomycetaceae. The transcript has a single exon.
AUGGAUCAAGCAUUGAGUGCGCAAGUGACGCGUCUCGUACAGCUCAUAGACUCAGCUAUAGAGAAGAAACCGGAAGGGUAUGAUGAAUUCGAUGGAGACGUAUUCGCAGAGUACAAGAGUGCAACAGUUGACCUGCUAGCACUCGACAACUCUCAAUUCAAGUUUAAUACCUCAGAAGAGCUCGAAGAUGAAGAGGUCAAGAAGUUCAACGAGGUUGUUUCUGCCAAGAUAAAGGAGUCCGUUUUAAAUACAAGCUUUCAAAAGGUGUUAUUGGCUCUUCUUGAUCAAUACGUUGAUAAUAGGGAUACCCCAUUGGUGAAUACAAUUGCAUUCGUAUUAGACUACUUGUUGUGGCUCGCCAUUGAGGUGGAUAAGACAGCAAAGACUACAUUCUACUAUUGUUUGGAAGUGGCUCUGAACCAUUUAUUUUCAAUAUCCACGUCCCUCGUUGAAUCUCUCUGGUUGCUAGUGGAAGCAAGAUUACCGAUAAUCCAAGCUCGAUUAUUUGAAAACAGUUUCAGUGAACGAAUCGCAAUUCUUCUGCUUGGAAAUUCGUUAACUAACAAAUACGACACUCUGACCACAGGAUGGCAAGCCGAUACGACAUUGAAGGAUACUUUUAAUGAUAGAUUCCAGUCUCGAGUACGAAUUUUUAUGAAUGCUUUAUUAGCGAUUGAUGAUAAUACGGGUCUCAACAAGUACUUUCAUAUACACAACGCGACGCCUCCUAGUAUUGAAACCAAAGAUGUGUUUAUCAGUGAUGUUUUGAGUAUUCAAAAAAUGUUCAACAAUCCAUUGUUUUACCUCAAGAAGAGCAGUGUGUUGGAACAUAGUAAAUUGACGGAAAAAUUGUACAGAGUUUACGGCCAGCUAGUAGAGGAAGAGCUGCGUUUUAGGGAAAAGAAUCCCCUCCCUGAUCAGUUCUCCUUUACUGGGUCAAAGUCAGAAUCAGAACGUGAGUACUUGCGACUGAAGUAUCUCCGCCGCGUCUUCGUUCCAGAAUCUUACCUUGAAUCUAACUUUGAAAAGGGGCCAAAGUCUGAUGAAACCCAAAAUGCAGAUUACAAAUUUAUUUAUCAUCAAUUGGAACUCUCGAAAGUGAGAGUGCAGUAUCUUUUGAUGAUUUAUAUCUUGGCGGUGUUGUACACUGCGUUGACUCCGACAAACAAAAGUGAAUUCAUGAAAAGCAUUGGCGCUCCGGUGACCACAAAACAUAUCACAGAGGACCUUCCAGUCAUUAGCACUGUCAAGAUUUACCAGGAAAUCAAAAAGGACUUACCCUCACUAUUGAAGAAGAUUGACCCUUCUUUGCCAUUUUUGUUUUUGCAUCUAAGUAUUGAUGAAAAAGUAUGGUGGAAAUGGUUACUUCAUGGAAAAGACGACAAAAAUCAAGGCUUUUUCACCGACAAACUUUUGCAGCCUCAAGAACUAGACACACGAGAAGACGAAUUCAAAAAGUUGUACCCCUACAAAAAUAAGAGAAGCUUCAACACCUAUGUUACUCCACAAGUGUCUAAAAAAAUGCGGACCGAGAGGGGAUUGACCAAAUUAGAGCAAACAGCCAAAUAUGACGCCGAAAAAGCGGCAUUAGAACUUGAAGAGAUAGAAACGGAGUUGGAGAAGGAAGAGAAUGAAGACUUGAAGAACAAGAGGUCCGCAUACGCUUGGAAACUACUUAGGUGGAAGAGAAAAGCAGAAACUUGA